AUGGCUAAGAAAAUGAAGAACAUACGAGAGAGACUAGAUGAAAUAGCAGAAGAAAGGAACAGGUUUCAUUUGAAGGAGAUUGUUAGAGAGAAGAGAAGCAGUGUCCUUGACUGGCGCCAAACAACUUCAAUCAUUACUCAACCUCAAGUCUACGGAAGAGAUGAAGAUAAAGAUAGAAUUGUAGAGUUUUUGGUUGGCGAUGCUUCUGGUUUUGAGGAUUUAUCUAUCUAUGCAAUAGUUGGUCUUGGUGGAUUCGGAAAAACAACACUAGCCCAACAUAUAUUCAAUCAUGAAAGGGUGGUCAACCACUUUGAGCUUAGAAUCUGGGUGUGUGUCUCAGAAGAUUUUAGUCCGAAGAGAAUGACAAAAGCCAUCAUUGAAUCAGCAACUGGCCAUGCUUGUGCAGACAUGGAUCUAGAUCCAUUACAAAGAAAACUUCAAUAUUUUCUAAAAGGAAAAAGGUAUUUGCUAGUGCUGGAUGAUGUAUGGGAUGAUGAACAAGAGAAUUGGCAGAGGUUGAAAUCUGUAUUGGCAUGUGGGGGAAAAGGCACAUCAAUUUUGGUCACCACUCGUCUUCUAAAGGUUGCAGCAAUCAUGGGAACAAUACCACCUCAUGAUUUAUCAAUCCUAUCAGGCACCGAUUGUUGGGAGUUGUUGAAACAAAGAGCCUUUGGACCAAAUGAGGAAGAGAGGGAAGAGCUUGUGGUCAUAGGAAAAGAGAUAGUAAAGAAGUGCGGGGGAGUGCCUCUUGCAGCAAUGGCAUUAGGAAGUCUCUUGCGUUUCAAAAGAGAGAAAAUAGAGUGGCUCAAUGUCAAGGAAAGCAAGCUAUGGAAUUUAAAAGGUGAAGAUUAUGUCAUGCAUUCCUUAAAAUUAAGUUACUUGAAUUUGCCAGUAAAAUUGAGACCAUGUUUUGUCUUGUGUGUAUUAUGUGCACUGUUUCCCAAAGAUGAAAUAAUAGACAAGAAGUUUUUGAUUGAUCUUUGGAUGGCUAAUGGUUUCAUUUCAUCCAAUGGAAUGCUGGAAGCAGAAGAUAUUGGCAAUGAGGUGUGGAAUGAGUUAUAUUGGAGAUCAUUUUUUCAAGAUAUUAAGGUAGAUGAAUUUGGUGAAAUUGAAAAUUUUAAAAUGCACGACCUUUUUCAUGAUCUUGCUCAAUCUAUUGCAGAAGAGGUUAGUGGUUGUAUUACAAAACCAAGCCUAUCUAAAAGAAUCUGCCUGUGA
This is a messenger RNA of Lathyrus sativus (Indian pea), 1218 nucleotides long. NCBI's taxonomy places the organism in Eukaryota, Viridiplantae, Streptophyta, Magnoliopsida, Fabales, Fabaceae. The record is from the annotation of a GenBank genome assembly.